UCAUUAUUUUAGGCAUAAAGGAAUAUCUUUUCUUUCAUUCACAUACCUUUUUGAAACCUUCCAGACUCCAAAGUUCUCUCUCUCCUUCUCGAGACCAACUGACACAGAGAGAGAGAGAAGCAUAGCAGACAUGGGAAGAGCUCCUUGCUGUGACAAAGCCAACGUGAAGAAAGGUCCAUGGUCACCUGAAGAAGAUGCCAAACUCAAGUCUUAUAUUGAGCAGCAUGGCACUGGUGGCAACUGGAUUGCCUUGCCCCAGAAAAUAGGCCUUAAGAGAUGUGGGAAAAGCUGUCGUCUUAGAUGGCUGAAUUAUCUUCGCCCAAACAUCAAACAUGGGGGUUUCUCAGAAGAAGAAGACAACAUCAUCUGCAGCCUCUAUGUCAGUAUUGGAAGCAGGUGGUCAAUUAUAGCAGCACAGUUACCAGGGCGCACAGACAAUGAUAUAAAGAACUAUUGGAACACUAAGCUGAAGAAGAAGCUCCUUGGAAAACAAAGAAAGGAACAACAAGCUCAAGCUCAAGCGCGCCGAGUCAGCAAUAAUCAGCAGAAGCAAGAUUUGAAAAGAGAAACGGAGAAUUUGGUAGUGGCUUCUGAAGUCAUCAAUCAAGUUCCCUAUUGGUCUUCAUCAGAGUUUUCUUCUGUGCCUAUGCCAGUGGUCAAUGCUUCCUUCCAACACUAUGGCCUGAACAAUCAAACAUCUCUUGGGAGCAUGAUUGUUAACAAACUAGAGGGAAUUACAUUUUCCAACGAUCAUCAUCAGCAGCAGCAGCAACCAUACGCCAAUGCAUGUGAAAUUCCCUCCCUACAAGACCAGGCUUUUCCAACCAUGGUAAAUCAAGUAACCGUGGUGAGCAAUGAAAACAAUAGCGGUACUUAUCAGCCAUCGAAUAUAUUUCAAGGGUUUGAAAACUUCCCAAGUGAUUUUUGUGAACCGGUCUGUGUCAACCCCCAACAAAUGGAGGCUUUUAAUUAUGGAAUGGAAUCCAUGGACAUGACUAUGAGCAAUGGUGGCAGCACGAACACGACUUCAACAGAAAGCACUAGUUGGGGUGACAUGAGCUCCUUGGUUUACUCUCCUUUGGUAUCUGACUAUGAACGUUGCAGACAAGGAAUUCCUCAAGAUCAUGUUGUUGCUUUCGAAGAGUGUAAGUACUUUGAAAUGCAGAUGCAAUAACGGCUCUGAAUACGAGGUGGUGUACAUGUCAAUUUGUACCGCAAAAAAAAUUGGUACUGGCCAAAACCCUAAUGAGUUCACUUUCGCUCACAUAAUUAUUUGUUGGUUUUGUAGUUUCUUGUUUCAUUCAAACUGUGCGAGCUAGCUUCUUCCAUAUGUUGAUACAUAUUGAGCACGACUCUUAUGUUUUGGAUUUGGUUGCUGUUAUAUUUAUAGUCCUAUAUAUAUGGAUGCUACAGAAGAAAGAAUCUUAAUCAGUAAUAGUGCGAGACCCUUGAAUACCUAAAUGUGUCAGUUUUCUACUGCACCUGGAUGGUCAAGUGCAGGAUAUAUAAUAGUUUUGGAUACGUUACAUAUGAUUAUACCACUCGAUAUAGUUUAAUUAUGAUGACAUUUAUGAUCAUAUUUGUACUUGAAAAUCUCAGUUUCUCACGGAAAUACAUGAUUGAGUUGUAACUUUCGCAAA
Glycine soja is the source of this 1640-nucleotide messenger RNA. Its product is annotated as transcription factor RAX3-like. The record is from RefSeq and is a predicted model, not a curated record. The coding region runs from base 131 to 1174 and encodes 347 amino acids. The transcript has 4 exons. Lineage: Eukaryota; Viridiplantae; Streptophyta; Magnoliopsida; Fabales; Fabaceae.